This is a messenger RNA of Serpula lacrymans var. lacrymans S7.9, 288 nucleotides long. RefSeq lists its product as uncharacterized. The annotation marks the transcript as partial. The record is from RefSeq and is a predicted model, not a curated record. The transcript has 3 exons. Lineage: Eukaryota; Fungi; Basidiomycota; Agaricomycetes; Boletales; Serpulaceae.
AAAACUUACCUCGCAUUUCUUCCAGGUCCCCCCACGAGGCCCCAGGAAUCCAGCUCACCAUCAACUCGAGGCUGCUUCGGAGUGCCGAUAUUCAUUGAUAUGACCGUCAUGGUAAGGAUCUACACCCGAACAGCCCUUCCAUUUCAUCGAGACCCCCUCCCCCCCUUGCAAGAGAAGCAGAAAGGCGAUACUGUACUGGGUCACUUCUUUCCUGUGUACCCAGGGCAUUGUCUCGUAUUCUCCUCGCAUCAACCGAAAGAUGAAAACCGCUCCUACGUGGGUCUGUAG